AGUCCUCAAAAAGUUGAUGUGCAUGGAAGCACAAAAGGUUCUUGUACCGCUGCACAAGAAAAUUACAAGGAGGACUUAACCAUCGACAAUGUUCAAAAAUUGCUAUGCAUGGUUUUGAGAAGUGAAGAAGAUAUACGCAUACCAUUAGAACAUGAGCCAAAUACCGCAAGGUUUUUUAUUCCAGCAAAGUGUAUUAGAGAGUUGUUGGUGGGUAAUGCUUGGCUUGACUUUUCUAUUCUACAACUGUGGUGCACGUGUAUGCAUCGUCUUUGUAUCUCAAGAAAUAGAUCGAAAGUGUUUGGCAUUUUGGACCCAGUAUGCUUGGAUUUUAAUCCAGCUGAUCCUAGUACUAAAUCUAAAGUUCAGGGACACAUACAAACUAGGUUGCGUGAUUUGAACAAAGUGUGUUACUUAGCACCAUAUCUAUUUAAAGGACACUGGCAGUUAAUAAUUAUUUGUCCCAAGGACAAUAGUUUAGUUGUCCUUUGUUCAAUGCACCGAGAUCUUAAUGAAGGAAUGAUUAAGAUUGUUUCAAAAGCUUUAGAGGUUCAUCAACUUUGUCAGGGCAAUAGAAAGAAGGCUAAAUGGUUUCGUCCCAAACCAAGAAAGCAACCUAAUGGCAAUGAUUGUGGAUACUAUGUGAUGAAGAAUAUGCUAGAUAUCAUCUCUGCUAAUAUUACUAAGUCUUGGAUGGAGGUAUUCAAUGAUCCAACGGCAUUAACUGAAGAUGACUUAUAUGAUUUGCGAAACCAAUGGGCAACUUGUUUUCUUGACUUGUAUAACACGUAGGAUUUACAUGAUGAAAAUUGAUUAUGAUGUGGCUGAGAUGAGACAUUGUCGGUGCUUACGUCUGAGAUGAAAUGAGAUGCUUUUUGCAGCUGAAGCUUAGCAUAUUUACAAUGAUGAUUUUGCUGUGGAUUUUUUUUUUUUAUUUGAAAUUUCUGCCUAAAGUUGUUUUAUUGGAUUAUUUCUAGCUAUAUUGUAUUCAUAUCCCUCUUUUAUAGAUUGGAAUAUUGGCGUGGAAAAUAGAGGAUUGAUUAUGUAAUAUCCAAUUAUAUAA
Messenger RNA from Medicago truncatula (barrel medic), 1060 nucleotides. RefSeq lists its product as uncharacterized. The record is from RefSeq and is a predicted model, not a curated record. Gene Ontology annotation, molecular function: cysteine-type peptidase activity. The transcript has 7 exons. NCBI's taxonomy places the organism in Eukaryota, Viridiplantae, Streptophyta, Magnoliopsida, Fabales, Fabaceae. Gene Ontology annotation, biological process: proteolysis. The coding region runs from base 109 to 789 and encodes 226 amino acids.